Physella acuta is the source of this 1774-nucleotide messenger RNA. RefSeq lists its product as uncharacterized. Lineage: Eukaryota; Metazoa; Mollusca; Gastropoda; Physidae. Gene Ontology annotation, molecular function: zinc ion binding; ubiquitin-protein transferase activity. Gene Ontology annotation, cellular component: cytoplasm. The record is from RefSeq and is a predicted model, not a curated record. Gene Ontology annotation, biological process: protein ubiquitination.
AAUGUAGGCCUAGAAUCUACGUGUUUACUAAAAGCGAUCCAGACUCAUCGUUCUAAAAGGGAUAUUGCAUUUGUUCAUAUCUACUAAAGAGAGGUUUCAUUGAUUGAUUCACGUGAAAAUGGAGGUUGGUCUACGGGUUGUCCGUGGACCCGACUGGAAAUAUGGCGAGCAAGAUGGCGGAGAGGGUCAUGUCGGCACUGUGGUCGAGUUGGGAGAAGACUCGACCUCUGUCCCAGACGACUGUGUGGUCGUGUUGUGGGACUCGGGGAUCAGGAAAACCUACAGGGCGGGGCAUGAGGGGUGCUUUGAUCUGCUGGUUCUAGACAACGGUAUCUGUGGUGUUAAGCAUGAAAAUAUUAGCUGUGACGGAUGCCAGAAGAGAGAGAUCGAGGGCGUCCGCUGGAAGUGUGGGGUCUGCUCCAACUUUGACCUAUGUACCACGUGCUACAUGGACGACAAGCAUGACGUCACGCAUACAUUCCUGAGAUUGUACGCCCCAUCGACCGAGAGCGUUGCAGUUGGUAAACGUGCGGACGUACGAGAAAAGAAAGCAGCCAUGGGCAUUUUUGUUGGAGCGACGGUGUGCAGGGGGUGUGACUGGAGAUGGGAUGACCAGGAUGGCGGUGCCGGUACCGAGGGUCUAGUGUUAGAGAUCGGAGACUGGGGUGAAGACUCCUACGGCAGCAAGGCCACUGUCCUGUGGCCGUCGCUGUCCAUCAAGAACUACAGAAUCGGACAUGACGGGGAUGUAGACCUCAGAUGUAUCAAGCCAUCAAAGGGUGGCAACUACUACAAGGAACAUCUAGCUGUGUUGGGUAAGAUGAAAGGUCGACUGAAGAAACGAGACGGAUCAGGUCUAGCAGCAGCCUUAGCUCUGGGUCUACUAGGUGAAAGUCUACUGAGCAGGCCUUUGCAGAGGAUGCUUGUCAUGCAUCAAAUGCUGGAAGCCUUUAAAGAGAUAGUAACAGGGAGCCCAGAAGACAUGCAUGUCGGUACCAGAGUCGUACGGGGACCAGACUGGAAAUGGAUGAACCAAGAUGGCGGCGUUGGUCACGUGGGUACCGUAGUCAAGGCAACACCAGAGCAGACGGUGACUGUCGUAUGGGACAGCGGGGACAGCAAUGUGUACAGGAUAGGGAAAGACAACAUGUUUGAUCUGCUCGUCUACGAUAACGCCCCUUGUGGCGUGGUGCACUCGACAGUCAAGUGUGACGAGUGUAAGACAGACGCCAUACGCGGCAUCCGUUGGAAGUGCUCAGAGUGUGAGAACUACGACCUCUGUCAUGUCUGCUAUAUGACUGACAAACACACAAGAUAUCACAAGUUCUACAGGAUAGACUGGCCGGAUGAUAAAAUGGUGCUGGUCCCCCCGCGGUCUGAGGGUGGGCGUGAGAGAGUUCAGUCACGUGGUAUCUUUAAGGGCGCCACGGUGUCACGCGGCAGGGAUUGGAACUACGGUGAUCAGGACGGUUCAGCGGGUAAGGAGGGCAAGGUGGUUGAGAUCCGGAACUGGGAAAACGAAAGCGGAAGAAGCGAAGCCCGAGUUUCCUGGUCGUUCUUUUCCAAAACCUGCUCCUACCGUGUGGGUCAUGAAGGUCAGGUUGACCUGAAAUACGUCACGCCCGGGCUGGGACUGGUCUAUUACAAAAACCAUCUGCCAGUGCUAGUACUCUCAAAUCCAGCCCUAUUCUUAUUUCUUAUUCUAAACUCUGAGUGCCCAAAUAUGAUCCCAGUGUGUAAACUAUGGCGCUCUCAAUCAAAGAUCUUGUUUUGA